CGUGGUCAUUGCAGUCGUAAUCACGACUGCAUGGUCGUUGUUUGCACGUUUUCGCCUUUCACACCAAUCAGAAAGAAAAAUUCCGACCAUUUUGGCAUCGGAAGCCCCUUUCGAACAUAAUUGGUACUUUGUACCUAGUACGAUACGCAUAGAGAUAGUUCGACAGAAAACCAUUCUUGUAGUAGUAUUCUCUACUUCCACACAAAAAUUCCAGCUCUGAACAUUCGUGUCCUUGCACAAUACAAACAAARAACACAACGAUUGAAAAUGAAGUCAUACAACCAGCCACUCGUUCCUUCCCUCUACUUCGAAAAUCAGCGCAGCAGUUCUGAAUCGAUCGAAAACGCCARCAACUCAAAAUUUUCUUCGCCAGAACUUCCGUCCGAACUUCUCUCGCUCUGUUUGACAGCAUAUGCCAACUGGGGUGACCUCGCUAAGCUGUCAUGCGUUCAAAAAUCUUGGUCUAAUAUUAUUAUGGACACUGCGAACCARUCKCUUUCGUCUCGAUGGGAAUUGGCCAUCGCUCUUUUCGAAGGCGAAUGCGGCCUCGUCAAAUCCUCAGAACGCGCCGUUGGAAUCUUGAAGGARCUAGCAAAUAUUACUAUUGACCGAACCACUGGCAAACCAUCCAUUCCUGAAGAGAACGAGGAGGGUUUGUACGAGACAAAUAGCRAAGAUUCUAAGUACCAAACUUUCGCCAUGAAGAAAAUUGCUAAAUGCUAUUUGGAAGGGGAAGGCGUUCCACAAGACACGAACGUUGCCGUAGCUUGGAUGAAGGCAGCAUUUCUGGUGGGAAAAGACUGCGACGCGGCUCACGAUUUGGCCGUAAUGUUUGAAUAUGGUCAUCACGGAAUUGAAAUUGAUGUGGUCGCUGCAGCGGAGUGGUUCGAACGAGGAGCCACAGGGGGCAACAUCGAGUCUAUGGUCGAGUUGGGCCUUUGUUACGAACUGGGCUGCGGUGUAGAACAAUCCGAUGAACUAGCGCUSGAGUGGUAUACUGCGGCGGCACAUUUGGGAAAUCCUACCGCAAAAUACUCCGUUGGAGAGAUAUUUGAGGAAGCCCGUGGUGUCCCUCAAUCAGACGAGGAAGCUUGUCUUUGGUAUUAUCGGGCUGCACUGGUUGGGUGCGACGAUAGUAAGCUUGCSCUCCGACGCCUCUACGAUAUUGCACGCAUCGUAGUACCUGGUGUCACUGCCAUUCUAUCUGAUUAAAGCGUAGGGAAUACGCAGAUAAAGAAAUAAACAUAAUGUUGUAAAAUAAUUAAAGUAGUACACUAGUUUAAAACAACUCCUAUUUUUUUGAAACAAUUCCCACGSCGUGUUUGUUACAGAUAACAACGUAUUCUGAAAAUGUUUGCACUUUGGUUAAAAAGUCAAUGUUUGUAACUCUGAUGAUGCUUUAAAAAAAAACUUUCACAAACUAUAACUGAGAAAGAACUAUUUAGUCAUCARAAAUUUGCUUCUUUUCGAAGACAAAUUGACGAUAGUUGUUACCAGUACCCAGGAGCAAAGAGCAACAGUUAGACUAUUGGUAAUAAUAUAAGGUCUAAAAU
This is a messenger RNA of Pseudo-nitzschia multistriata, 1553 nucleotides long. NCBI's taxonomy places the organism in Eukaryota, Bacillariophyta, Bacillariophyceae, Bacillariales, Bacillariaceae. The record is from the annotation of a GenBank genome assembly.